Messenger RNA from Vespa crabro (European hornet), 2770 nucleotides. It is a transcript of the gene Miro, whose product is annotated as mitochondrial Rho GTPase. Gene Ontology annotation, molecular function: GTP binding; GTPase activity; calcium ion binding. Gene Ontology annotation, cellular component: mitochondrial outer membrane. Gene Ontology annotation, biological process: small GTPase-mediated signal transduction; regulation of mitochondrion organization; mitochondrion organization. NCBI's taxonomy places the organism in Eukaryota, Metazoa, Arthropoda, Insecta, Hymenoptera, Vespidae. The transcript has 13 exons. The coding region runs from base 672 to 2666 and encodes 664 amino acids. The record is from RefSeq and is a predicted model, not a curated record.
UUAGUAAGCACAAGAGAUGAAUCAACCGAUAAUUCUAAGAAUAAACAUUUGAAGUAGAGAAUACGUAAGAUCGUCGUCGUCGUCGUCGUCGUCGUCGUCGUCGUCGUCGUCGUCAUCGUGAAAUAUUUUCUUUAUUUAUUUUCUUUUUCUUUCGUAAAAAUUAUGAAAUCGAAUCCAACCGGUUUCGGUUGAAUGCAAUAUGAACAUGAUUUUGUCGCGCGCACGUGCGUUAUAUCCUAUACGUAUACUUGUCAUUUAAGGUUUGUGAGAACGUAACCUUGAAACGGCCACCCUCGAAGCGCAAGUUCAGUCGCCGCGGGUGAAACUGACUUUUUUUUUUGCUUUGCGUUCGCGUGUGCCUGAAAGAGAAGUCAAGCGAGGAUAAUUUUUACGUUGGAUUAUACGAAAAAGGGUGUAAAUUAUUUAUUCGAAGAUAAAAAAAAAAUGUUGUGUUAAGAUAUCACGUACUAUUAUUAUAUACUUAGAAUUAAUUCAUAAAGAAGGAGUAUUAUUAUAAACGGAUUGAUAAGUCUUGACUGAGUCUAAAGACAUUUUAUAGGUUAUGACUCUUAGGAGGAUGAAUAAUAAGUAUAUUAACAAAAUGUCAAUCGAAAGAAUUUAAACGGCGAAAGAUUCGUCUUUAGAUCCACGAUAAAUUUCUAUUAGCAAAGAUGGUGCAACGUGUGGUGACACCGAAACGUAGCGUUAGAAUUUUGUUAAUUGGUGAACGCGGCGUUGGUAAAACAUCAUUGAUAUUAUCCCUUGUGAGCGAAGAAUAUGCUGAGGAUGUACCUAGCAAAGCCGAGGAGAUCACUAUACCUGCCGAUGUAACUCCUGAACAAGUACCGACUCACAUCGUUGAUUAUUCUGCUGCCGAACAAACGGAUGAUCAAUUGGCAGAGGAAAUACAAAAAGCUCAUGUAAUAUGUGUAGUUUAUUCCGUUGAGGAUGAAGAUACUCUUGAUAAAGCAGCUACGUAUUGGUUACCUCUUAUCAGACGAUGUUCCACCAGUACCAGAUGUCCAGUCGUCCUUGUUGGAAACAAAAUUGAUUUGGUUGAUUAUUCUACUAUUGAGGCCGUUUAUCCUAUAAUGAAAGAAUUUUCAGAAAUUGAAAGUUGUAUAGAGUGUUCAGCUAAAACAUUACAAAAUGUAUCUGAGACAUUUUAUUAUGCACAAAAAGCUGUCCUGCAUCCAACUACUCCUCUUUAUAAUUAUGAUAUCCAAGAGCUUACAGAAGAAUGUAAAACCGCUCUUCAAAGAAUUUUUAAGAUAUGUGAUUUAGACAAUGAUGGCCUGUUAAAUGAUAUGGAGUUAAAUGCAUUUCAACAGUGGUGUUUUAAUACCCCGUUACAGCCACAAGUACUUGAAGAUGUAAAAGCUGUAUUGUCAAAAAAUAUUCACGAUGGAAUUUGUAAUGGUUGUGUAACUAUGAAAGGUUUCAUGUAUCUCCAAUGCUUAUUUAUUCAACGUGGAAGAAAUGAAACAACAUGGGCUGUAUUACGAAAAUUUGGCUACGAUAAUGAACUACAAAUGUCUAAGGAUUAUGUACAUCCACCAUUGAAAGUUCCUUCUGGUUGCACAACUGAAUUAUCGCACAAGGGACAAGAGUUUUUAACAUUAUUAUUUAUGCAACAUGAUCGUGAUCGUGAUGGGGCUUUAUCUCCACCAGAAGUAGAUUCAUUAUUUUCACGCUGUUUGAAUCCACCGUGGGGAGAUGAAUAUAAGCACACAGUGCCAACUAAUGAAAAAGGUUGGAUUACAUUUCAAGGCUACAUGUGUCAAUGGGCAUUAUUGACAAUUACAAAUGUUAAAAAAACAUUAGAAUAUAUGGCAUACCUUGGAUAUAAUAUGUAUAAUAAUGAAUGUCAAACAAGCGCUGUUUUAGUUACUCGUGAGAAAAAAUUAGAUUUAGCAAAGAAACAGUCCAGUCGAAAUGUUUACACGUGUCAUGUAAUUGGUCAAAAAAAUAGUGGUAAAACGACUCUUUGCAGAAGUUUUGUGGAUCCUAAAUUGGAGAAAUUAACAGAUGCAAUAAUACCUUUAACUGCUCAUGUUACUGUCAACACGGUUCAUGUAUAUGGUCAAGAAAAGACAAUAAUUUUAAAGGAUAUAAAUAUAUUAAAUGUCCAGGAUGCUUUAACACCUACACAAAUACAAUGUGAUGCUGCAGCUCUUGUUUACGAUACAGCCAAUCCUAAAUCAUUUGAAUAUAUUGCACGAAUUUAUAUUAAAUACUUCGCAGAUAGUAAAAUACCAGUUUUAAUAAUAGCUAACAAAAGUGAUCUUGCUGAAGUAAAGCAAGAAUAUUUACUUCAACCAACAAGUUUUUGCAGUAAGUACAAGUUGAUGCCACCACAACCUUAUAGUGUGUCUAGGGCUGUGCGACGAGAAAUAUUUGUCAAAUUAGCAACAAUGGCAGCAUUUCCCCGCUUUCAACCAGCGUGGGUAUUAUUUUAUAGACACAGCCCUUUGAGGCGUAUGGUCCACAUGUUGUUUGUCAAACCCUCACCCACUCAAUGGUGGAGUUCUUUUACAAGACAUUUAAAUCAAUUUGGCCUGAUACAACAGGAUUCUGUAGUUUGGUGGAAAGCCGGUUUGGGAAUCGCAGCAGCCACAGUUGCUGGCUUCAUGGUGAUGCGUGUCCUAAAUACAGAAAAAAGAUAGUCUACCAUAUGUUUUUGUUCGCACAUUUAACUGCCCCCUUUGUUCAAAAGAAAACCCAUCUCAAGAAGCGCAUUAAGUUAAUAAAAUAUGUUCAUAAAUCAUUA